Lepus europaeus (European hare) is the source of this 13290-nucleotide messenger RNA. RefSeq names its product THAP domain containing 5 (gene THAP5). Lineage: Eukaryota; Metazoa; Chordata; Mammalia; Lagomorpha; Leporidae. The coding region runs from base 123 to 1298 and encodes 391 amino acids. The record is from RefSeq and is a predicted model, not a curated record. The transcript has 3 exons. Gene Ontology annotation, cellular component: nucleus.
CAGGGUCUCCGCGCAGGCGCAGUGGCUCGGCAGGCCUGGCCAGCAGGGGCUCCCUUGCCUUAGUCUCGGAGUGUGGGGUCGUGCCGCCCGCCCGGUCUCCCGGGUUCUCAGUCAGCCGAACGAUGCCGCGCUACUGCGCUGCGGUUUGCUGCAAGAAUCGCCGGGGACGGAACGAUAAAGACCGGAAGCUGAGUUUUUACCCGUUUCCUUUACAUGACAAAGACAGACUUGAAAAGUGGUUAAAGAAUAUGAAACGAGAUUCGUGGGUUCCCAGUAAAUACCAGUUCCUGUGUAGUGACCACUUUACCCCAGACUCUCUUGACAUCAGAUGGGGUAUUCGAUAUCUGAAACAGACUGCAGUUCCAACAAUAUUUUCCUUGCCGGAAGACAACGAGGGAAAAGAUCCUUUCAAAAAAAAAUCUCAGAAAAAAAAAUUAGAAAAUGAGAAGGAAGUAUACCUAAAGGCCAAGUCGGAAGAAUCCUUUGCAUCAAAUGUGGCAAACAAAAAUAUCGACACAGGUAUGCUGCCUAAACGUGCAGAACUGCUUGAUUCAUUUGCCUUGGUCACACCAGCUCCAAAAACAGGAACCAUACAAAAUAACUUACCAACUUUUAAUCUAGUUAAACAAGAUACUGAAAAUCCAGAAUCUACCUUGGAAACAUCAGUUAACCAGAAUACAGAUAUAGGUGGUUUUCACACAUCUUUUGAGAAUCUAAAUUCUACAAUUAUUACUUUGACAACUUCAAAUUCAGAAGGUAUUCAGCAGCCUUUGGAAACCCAAGAGGUCCUUGAAAUAACUACCAAUCAUCUUGCUAAUCCAACCCUCAUAAAUAAUUCCAUGGAAAUUAAAUCACAGGAAAGUCCAUUCUUACUCAGUACAAUUAAUCAAACAGUUGAAGAAUUAAACACAAAUAAAGAAUCUGUUAUUGCCAUUUUUGUACCCACAGAAAAUUCUAAACUUGCAGUUAAUUCUUUUACACCUGCCCAAAAAGAAAUGGAAAUGGAAGACGUAGAUAUUGAGGACUCCUUAUAUAAAGAUGUAGACUAUGGGACAGAAGUUUUACAAAUUGAGCAUUCCUACUGCAGACAAGACAUGAAUAAGGAACACCUUUGGCAGAAAGUCUCUAAGCUACAUUCAAAGAUAACUCUUCUUGAGCUACAAGAGCAACAAAUGUUAGGAAGAUUGAAAUCUUUAGAAGCUCUUAUAAGGCAGCUAAAACAGGAAAACUGGCUAUCUGAAGAAAAUGUCAAGAUUAUAGAAAACCACUUCACAACAUACGAAGUUACUAUGAUAUAAAGAGGCUUAAAGCUAUGACUUGUAUAUAAGCUUUUUCCAGCCAAACCAGAAGUUAUAUGCAAAGUGCACUUUUUCCUGUAUAAAUUCUAAUACUGAUGAAGCAGUGAAAGUCUUCUGAUAUUAUAAAUGGAAUCUUAUUCUUGUAAUGCUCAUUUUUGAGAAAAAGAGUUGCUGUGCUGGAUGAAAAAAGUUUUUUUUAUCACUUGAUGGUUUUUCCGAAUUAAAGAUAAAAUACAGUGAAUAAAUGUAAUAGUCAUGGCUGGCACUGUGACGUAGUGGGUAAAGCCGCUGCCUGCAAUGCUGGAAUCCCAUAUGGGCACCGGUUCGAGACCUGGCUGCUCUACUUUCGAUCCAGCUCUCUUCUAUGGCCUGGGAAAGCAGUAGAAGAUGGCCCAAGUGCUUGGGCCCCUGCAUCCACAUGGCAGACCUGGAAGAAGCGCCUGGCUUCAGAGUGACGCAGCUCCGGCCAUUGCAGCCAUCUGGGGAGUGAACCAGUGGAUGAAAGACCUCUCUUUCUCUCUCUGCCUCUGCAUCUCUGUAACUCUGCCUUUAAUACAUCUUUUAAAAAAAAAAAAAUGAUAACAGUCAUAAAGAGAGAACAAAGAGCCAAGAGUAGAAGUCAGGUAUGGGAAUUGGUCCUGGUUCUACAAUAGUAUGACUUGGGUAAGUUACUUCUCAAGCUUGAGUGUCAGUCCCUGAACAGUAAAAUAAUAGAUCUGUUAAUAGCCUAUUUCUUUAUAGUUCCUUCCCUUACUAUUAAGAUACAUUUAUCAGAUUUUCUAUAAUAUAAACUAAUAUUGUAGAUAAUAGAGCUUGAUUAAGUGUUGGAAUCCCCUCAAUAUUUAUUGAAUCUGUGUUUUUGACUUUUGGCUAAAAUUAUAAAUCUGUAAUAUAAUGGAUAAUACUACUUUUAUAAUUUUAUGUUAGUUGAACUAAGGAGCCACCCAUUAGCUCAGUUCUUAGGAGAGAUACUAAACUUGAAAGAAUAUUGUAUUUCAGUACCUUGUAAGUUACUGACUAUUAUAAUACAUAGUCAUUUAAAAUUGUAACAACAUCCUGUAUUUAUGGUUAUAUUUAUAAGCCAAAAAUUUUAAUGAAGUUGGUUAAAAAAUAUGUUUUUUAGAAUUCAUAGUUUGUUUCUUGAUAGGUAUACCUUUUUAAGUGUCUGCUAUCUCAUUUCAAAUUCCAGAAUAAUAGAGUAAUAAUUAAUACUGUAUCUCCCCACUUAUAUAUAAUUCAUUAAAAUUCACAAGCAAGAAAUUUUAGAUAAGUGAUAAGGACUAUAGGGGGAGAGUGGUAAUGUUUAUAUAAAUAAAACUACUGCUUAUAGGCAUACAACUUAAGAAAAAGGAAUGUAAUAGCAAACUUUGUUGUGAAAACACAGUCUUUGACAGAUUAUAUGUUUCCUGAAAAUUGGCCAUAAAUGUAAUUAAUUGUGUUACUGCCAGUGGUGUUAAGCAAGUUCCUUUCAGUCUGAUUCUUAGUUUUCUCAUCUGUUAACUAGAAAUACUGUUAUCUGUCUUGAAGGAUGAUUUUGAGAAUUUAAUAAGGUAACAUGGUUUGAAAAUAGGAGGUGCUCAAUAAAUAUUGUCUCUGAUUAGUAUAUUAGAGAAAAUAAUAUACUAAUUAACUGCAUGAUGGUUUUUCUUUUUACUAGAUUUCAUUUGGCUUCUUCAGGCUAAUAAAAUUAAUUAUAUGAAAGUUUACUAGCUAAUUAUAAAAAGAUUAGAGGUGUCUAUUAGGUGAUCAUUGGGAGAACAAAAAUUUUUAACAUAUGUGCAGAUAAUUAGUAGAGUUAAUAUAAUAUUUUUAAGUAUUCCCAUGUUGGAUUUUGCUAAUACUUAAAUAAUAUAGACAAAAGUAACUCACAAUAAAGUAGUGAUAUUUCAAGUCAGUUUUCAACAGUGUACAUCAUAAUUUUGUUUGCUUAUAGAUUCCUCAGAAAUGUAUCUAUGUAUCUAGUUGUUUCUUUAAAAUUAAUUAUAGGUAUUUAAGGUGUGUUCAUGGCUUAUCUAUAUUCAGUUGAAGAUGUUCUCAAGCUAACCCAGUUAGCUUUCAAUUAUAUUUUCAGGAUCUGGCCAACUUUAUUUCUUACCUGGACCAUUACAGUAGCCUGUAAGCUAAUGCUGCUUAUAUUUUCAAUUUUUAAUCUUCAUUUCAUCCUGGACUCUGCUGUCAGCUUCUUAUCUAAACUAUAAUUCUAACUAUAUCACCCACUCACCACUUAAUUUCCUAUCUCAAAAUACUCUCUAGUAUCUAUAAAAUAAAUCCAAACUUGUUACCAUUAUGUAUUUGCAUGGGUUUAAAAAAUUAUUGCACCAAAAUAUGUUUAUUUUUUAAAUUCUAUUUUCCAUAAACUUUUGAAUUAUCCUUGUAUGAUUCUCUGUGAUUCUGUUCAUCCCAUGUUUUAACCAUACCAGAUUUCUCAGCAUUUCCCAAAUAUAACAGGUAUUUGCCUCUGGUUUUCUUUCAUAAAUUCAACCAGCCUAUAAAAAUUGUAUUUCAACUUCGGUGGAAUUUCAUUUUUUUUUUGUUUUCUAGUCACAGUUGUUUUCUUUAUAACACUAGAACAGCGUUUACCUUACGUUUUUAAUGUCAUGAUUCUAUCUGUGACUGCCUUUUCAAUUAGAUUGUAAGCUUUCUGGAAGAAUGUUCCUGUAAGCUCUUCUGCAGUAUGACCUUGCUGUCCUGGGUCAACAGGUGGAGUUAUUUCCUCUCCCUUAUUCUGGGAAGGUUCUGUGAUGAUUUUGAAAGGUAGAAUACUGCAAAAGUGACACUGCCAAUUCCAAAUUCAGCCCUUAGUAGACCUUUGAAACACUCCCAUUUCCAAAUCUAGGUGCCAUGUGAGACAUGUGAUUACCACAAGUUCAUGCAACAAAGGCCCAUGCCAUGUGGAGCAGUUCUGAAGAAUGUGACAUUUGAGUGAAAAAGCCGUGUUGGAAACUGAGCCUCCAGUCACAGCUUCUCAAGAUGGCAUGAAAUGCAUUAGAGACAACCAACUAGCUGAGCUCUCCUCAGAUUCCUUAAUGAUGAAAUUGUGAACAGAGUAAAAUAUUUGCUUUAAGCCAAAAAUAUUGGGCAGGAUCAUGAGUAAUGAAUAACCAACAACCUCUUUCUCCAUUCGCCUCUGUCCUUCCUGUGCUGCUGUGAACCAUAGUAGCCAUUCUACAAAAUCUCAGCAGUAUUAUGCAUCCCUGUGUUAAUCUCACUUCCCUGAAGCCCGUUCCUGGUUGAACUCAAGGGCUUUUUUUGUUCCUAGAUCAGAGCAACUAGCUGGAGAAAAUGACACAAAUGAGCAGACUUCAUUCUAAAUUCAUGAACACAAACCUCAAAUGACCCACAAGUAUAUCUUUAGUAAGUUCAUAAUUCCAUUCUAAGUUCUCCUUCACAUUCCUCUCCUGCUCCUCCCUUGUAUUUGCCCAGGCUGAGGAUCUCAUCACAUGCUUCAUUGAGAAAAUCCACAGUUAUCAAAACCCCUGAUUAUGGACUGGAUUGUGCACUUAUAAUCAUGUAAGAAAGGCUAAUGAGAUCAUGAGGGUGAGGCUCUGAUACAGGAUUAGUGUCUAUGCCAGAGAACUGCCCUUUCCUCCCUGUGAGGACAUAGCAAGAAGGCAACCAUCUCUAAGUCAGGAGAACUGUCACCUUUAACCUGACUGUGCCGGCAGCCUGAUCUCACAUAUCCACCUCUCGAAGUGUGACACAACAAACCUCUGUUUAAGCCACCACCCAGUCUGUGAUAUUUUGUUAGGGCAGCCUUAGCUGACUAAAACACCCUUGUAAUCCAAAACAGAAUUGUUAAGAUGAUAAAUCUAUAUGCAUCAACAUGAAUAAAUCUAAGUUGAGAAAGAUUUGAUAAUAGUAUACUACUUAAUUUAAAAAUUUAAAUGCAUAAAAUAAUAACUAAUGUUUUAAAUAUAUAUGUAUGUAUGUAUUUUUUCAUGCAUAGUUAGAAAAUAGAUGAGACACCAUUUGGCUUAAUGGUUAAGAAACUGCUUGAGAUGUCCAUAUCAUAUCAGGUUUCCUAGGUUUGAAUCCCAGCUUUACACCCAGUUCCAGCUUCCUGCUCAUACACUUCAUGGGAGGUAGCAGAUGAUUGUUCAAAUAAUUGCGUCUAACACAUACCUGAGAGACACUGGGAUUGAGGUCCUGGCUCCUGGCUUUGCCCAGUCUCAGCUAUUACAGGCAUUUGGGGAGUGAACUAGCAAAUGAGGUAUCUCCCGUUCUCUCUCUAUCCAACCUUUCAAAUAAGUAAAAAAGUAAAUAAAAAAUAUAUGAACACUGAUUUUACGAUCAUGAUGACCUUUAAGGAGGCAAGAAGGUGAAUUAGGAUACAGAUUUUGUUUCUUUUAAAAAGAAAAAUGAGGUAGCUGAAUAAAAAUGUUAAGACCUAUUUAUGCACCUGGUUUAUUAACCUGUGUUUAAAAUAUUUCAAAGUUUGAAAAUUACAUAAAUGAUUAAAAUGAAAGGGUAUGUUAGCCUUAUGAAAUUUAAUUCUAGGAGUCAUUAUGUACAAACUUCAUUCUUACAGUUGGUUAUGAUUCUUCUCUAUUUUAAGACCCCUUAGGAGAAAGGGUUGAAUGGAGGGAGAUUACACUUAAAUAAUUAAUUUGAAAUCAAUAAGCUUACAUUUUAGAAGAAUUAUACCUCCCUCCCCAAAGAUGUCCACAGGCUGAGCUCUAGGAUCUAUGUCUUACCUUACAUGGCAAAAGAUAGUCUACAGAUAUAAUUAAGAUGGAAGAGUAUGGUGCAUUGUGUGAUUGUGUGGAUGGACCCAGUGUAAGAGUCCUUAAAAGUAUAGAACCUUUUCCAGAUGCAAUGCAAGGACUCAAGAUUGUUGCACGUUGUAGGGAUGGCAGUAGGAGAUCCCAUCUAAGGCACACGGGUACCCUCUAAAAGCUGGAAACAGCUCUCAUUUUAUAGCCAAGAAGAAGGUCUCAGUACUAUAACCGCAAGGAAAUGAAUGCUGCCAACAAUCUAAAUAAGCAGAAAACAGAGCCUCUCAGAAGGAACACAGUGUACCAACACUGAUUUUGGUCUAGUGAGAGCCUUACCCAACUUACCUACAGAACAAACAUUGGUUUGUUAAGCCACUAAUUUUGUAGUAACUGUUAAUUACAGCAGUAUGAGAGUAAUACAGGUACUUAAUCUGUGAUUCACCUUUGUUUCAUUCUCAAGUUUUUCCCCCACAUACCUUUACAGAGUACAUCCCACCUUAGCCUGUUUGAUUUACUGAAGACUCAGCUUCCUUAUUGAAAUACAAAUAGUGCUGUAAUCACCGGCUCACUAGGCUAAUCCUCCGCCUUGUGGCGCCGGCACACCGGGUUCUAGUCCCUGUCGGGGCACCGAUCCUGUCCCGGUUGCCCCUCUUCCAGGCCAGCUCUCUGCUGUGGCCAGGGAGUACAGUGGAAGAUGGCCCAAGUUCUUGGGCCCUGCACCUGCAUGGGAGACCAGGAGAAGCACCUGGCUCCUGCCAUCGGAUCAGCGUGGUGCGCCGGCCGCAACGCGCCAACCGCGGCGGCCAUUGGAGGGUGAACCAACGGCAAAAAGGAAGACCUCUCUCUCUCUCUCUCUCUCUCCCUACUGUCCACUCUGCCUGUCAAAAAAAAAAAAAAUACAAAUAGUGCUGUAAUCAGAGGUUGUAUAUAUUGAAUGUCAUAUAUGCAGUUGUGCUUUGCAAACUAUAAAAGGUUAUAGAAAUUUCAACCAUUAAUACUACUACUUAAUUACUAUUUAAUUUGCUUUUGGUAGUGGUCUUAUGCUAAAAAACAAAAAUUGUAUUCUUAUGCCUAUGUUCAUUCAUUUAAGCCUAAAUAUAUGCAAACUUCAAAAUGUGUCACUGUCCUCAGAGUGAAAAAAAAUUGUCAUUUCUCAUUAAUUAUUUGUUUCUGUGAAAACCCAUAACCAUGAUCCACAUUGGGGAUUGCCUGGUGAAACUGAGUUUGUCAUCUGAGGUAAAAUAGGCCACAGAUUUACUCCUACAGCACACAUCCUGAAACUGAAAGAUUGCCUGGUUUAUGGAAGAAGAAAGUCUAAGGAUCAGCAUUGUGGCCCAGCAGGUUAAGCCUCCCCUUGUAAUGUUGGCAUCCCAUAUCAGAAUUCUGGUUCAUGUUGCAGCUAUUGUGCUUUGGAUCCAGCUUCUUGCUAAAGCAUCUGCCACCCAUCUACAAGAGCUGGAUGGAGUUCCAGGCUCCUGGCUUUGGCCUGGCCCAGCCCCAGCCACUGGGACCAUUUGGGAAGUGAGUCAGUGGAUGGAAGAUUUUCUGUCUGUCUUUCACUGUGUGUCAAUCUAUUUGUCAAAUAAUUCCUUUUUUAAAAGAUUUAUUUAUUAGAAAGGCAGAGUUACAGAGAGGCAGAGGCAAUGAGAGAGGGAGAUGUCCUCCACCUGCUGGUUCACUCCCCAAAUGGCCAAAACAGCUAGAGCUGAGCCAGCCCGAAGCCAGGAGCUUCUGAUGUGUUUCCCAUACGGGUACAGGGCCCAAAGGACUUGGGCCAUCUUCUACUGCUUUCCCAGGCCAUAGCAGAGAGCUGGGUCACAAGUGGAGUUGCCGGGACUUGAACCGGUGCCCAUAUGGGAUGCUGGCACUGUAGGCAGCAUCUUACCUGCUACACCGCAGCGCCAACCCCAUAUAGAAAUCUUUUGGCCGGCGCUGUGGCUCAAUAGGCUAAUCCUCCACCUGCUGCGCUGGAACACUGGGUUCUAGUCCCUGUCGGGGCGCUGGAUUCUGUCCCAGUUGCUCCUCUUCCAGUCCAGCUCUGUGCUGUGGCCCAGGAGUGCAGUGGAGGGUGGCCCAAGUCCUUGGGCCCUGCACCCUAUGGGAAACCAGGAGGAAGCACCUGGCUCCUGGCUUCAGAUCAGCGCCGUGUGCUGGCCGCAGCGUGCCGGCCGCAGUGGCCACUGAGGGGUGAACCAACGGAAAAAGGAAGACCUUUCUCUCUGUCUCUCUCUCUCACUGUCCACUCUGCCUGUCAAAAAAAAAUCUUUUUAAAAUGUCUAGGAAUUUUUGAACUUCGUAAGAAUUACAGUGAUCAUUCCUCAGUAUCUGUAGGAAAGGAAAUACGUGUGGGUGAGAAGGGUAGAUGAAAAAGGAAGGCUGUGUGAAAGUGAAGGAGGGAGGGUGGGUGAGUGGAUGGCUAGGUAGAUAUAUAAAUGUAGAGAAUUUAAAUUUCUCUUUUCUGACUACUGCUUUCCUAUAUAGUAGCCAGGACUUAAGAUUAUGAACAAGAAUGUGAGGAUUCUUUCACAGUCUCCUCAACAUCCAGGAGCUGAUGAGGAAAUCCUCCCUGUGAACUGAGAGUCUGGAUUCCUCACCCCCUUCUCAGCAAAUAAGAGACCCUCAUUGCUAAAGGAGUCUCAUCGGGUAUUGGAUGUCAAGAACUAAGUUGGUGUUUUGAUGUGCUCAUCUACAAAUCAAAUUGGGGCAAUAAAGAAGGUAAUACUAUGGAAUGUUCUCCCCUAAUUUAGACUCUGUUCCUGAAUUCCUUCUCACCACCACCAAUGAACCUGCCUAAGGUUUCAGUUAGUGACCAAAGCAGCUCUGAAAUAGUACAGGAGGGAAUUUUGAAUUCGAGCUGUUUUCAUUGCAAAGGAUAGAAACUCAGUGCAACUCCAGAAAGGUUUUCAAAAGAGAGCAGAAUUGAGGCCUGCGCCGUGGCUCACUUGGCUAAUCCUCCGCCUACAGCGCCAGCGCCCCGGGUUCUAGUCCUGGUUGCUCCUCUUCCAGUCCAACUCUCUGCUGUGGCCCGGGAGGGCAGUGGAGGAUGGUCCAAGUGCUUGGGCCCUGCACCCGCAUGGGAGACCAGGAGGAAGUACCCAGCACAGCGCUGGCCGUAGCGGCCAUUAGGGGAAUGAACCAACAGAAGGAAGACCUUUCUCUCUGUUCUCUCUGUCUCUCUCUUACUGUCUACAACUCUCUCUCUGUCUCUCUCUCUCUCUCAUUGUCUAACUCUGGCCAAAAAAACAAAAACGAGAAUUGAAUUGCUCUAAGAAGGGUCUUCCAAGAUUCCAAAAAUGAGUUGCACCACAGAUCUGCCUUUGGUGAUUGGCACUGAAAGCCAUCUGAAACAUCCUGACAACAACCUCCUGAAUGGCACCUGUUCCUUGCUUUCUUAGCCAAACCUUAUAAACUUGGUUUACAAACUGGCCUCCUAAGCUCCUCCACAUCAUGAGCACCUUUGUGACCCACUAUUAAUGAGUUGACUCAUUCAGUUUUUCAAUUCCAAAUUCCCAAAGUGAUCUAGUUGACCUGGGUUGUAUUUUUAAGCCAGUGGUACUCUAGCAAACCUGUGAAUUGACUUCCCUUUUGUCAAGUCUCAUGAGCUGCAGUUGAAGGCACUGAGAAGGGUGGGAAAGGGGUACAGAAUGAAGUCUAGGCUACCUCAUUAAAACUUUUAGUAAUAUCCCUUUGAGAAAGAGGCUGUUGAGUGGACAGGCAGAACUGACUGUUCUGUUCAGCAGUAAAAUGUGAACCAAAUGAAAAUGGCAUUUUUAUACACAAUUGUUUGCUUUUCAGGCAGGUUUCUCUAGCUUCAUGCCUUUCCUUGAUCCUUUAGCAGCCCACUAAGCCUCUUCUCUAUUCCCAAAGAAACUAAGAAUCAGGUAGUACUGGACAGGAUAACUUACAACCUUGUAAAAGUGACGGUAGUUUGGAAGAUAAUAUAAUGAACUAAGUAGUUUUAAUAUGAAUUAUUUAUAAAUGUAAAUACACUAUAGUUAUUGGAGUUAUUCCCAUCAUUAAAUGAAUAAAUAACCUGGGGAUAUCUAUAUUAUACAUAUUUAAUAUGUUAAUAAAAGAAACUAAAGUAUUAGUCUCACUUAAUACACAGUCAAUUUCAGAGAAACCUUAAGGACAAGGAACAAUUCAUCCUUAACCUGUAAGCAAUACAUCAAUGAUUUGUUCCAAGGUGACAAGGUUUAGAUUUUUAAUAGCUUCCCUGUGGCAUAUAAACAAAUAGUGUGUGGUAUCUGAUUAAAUAUGGUGUCCCUGUGUUCUGCUGCAUCACUAGUGGAUUUAUUCAUGUAUUCGCUCUCUUCCUAAAUUCUACAUCUGGACAAUGGGAAAAUAUUUUCUUAUAUUUUCAUACUAGAGAGAAUAUAUUCUCUUAAUAGACAUUCUAUUCCUGAUUCCCAUUCUCUUUGGCCCUCUCUGCCUCCCUCAACACCCUUAUACCAACAGCCUCCAGGCUACUCUGGGUCCCAGAGUCUUUGGCAUUGUGAUGACUGUACCUCACAUAUCUGUGCUGUUACUUUUAUUGAAGUGUUAGUUUUCCCAUCUGCAUUGUGAUACAGUUUAGCAUUUUUGUCAGUAUUGGAUAUGAGGACUUGAUUGUAUACAUUCCAAUAAUGGAAAGUUGAUGAAUAUUUCACGACAGAAACUGGAACUGAUGUGUUGUAAUGUAUAUGAGGUACAUUUUAAAUGUUCUUAUAUAUGUUUAACUGCUUAUAUUUUAAUUUAAUUUAGCAUAAAUGAGCAAAUAUCUUAUAUUGGUUUAACUCAACAUACCCCCCUUAUUUCGCUUACUUUAAAAUAUUAGUGAAAAUAUUAAAAUUAUUUUUAUUGCCUGACAACUACACAAAGAUGCUAUAUUAGUAUAUACAUUUUACAUGCUUCUGUAUGUUUGAAAAAGACUACAUUGGUUAAUAUUUAAUAUAAAUAAUAAUUAUUUUUAAAUGCCUAAAAUUAAAAGUUGCCCUUAAUAAGAUGGAAAAAUUACAUUAAUUAAUAAAGUGCAUUUUUUGUUUGCAAAUGAUAUAAUUCUGCAAAUAUAUAUAUAUAAAGAUUCCACCGGAAGACUAUUGGAAUGAAUAAAUUUAAAUAAAUUAGUAAAGUUUCAGGAUGCAACAUGAAGAUCAGUGGUAUUUUUAUGGCUUGUUGAAAAGGAAAUCAUGAAAGUAACCCUCCCUUCACACUAACUACAAAAACAAUAAAAUACCUGGAAUAAAUUUAACCAAGAAAGCAAAAGGCCUCCACAAUGAAAAUUACAAAACACUUAUGUGAAAAUUGAAGACAUAAAUGGAUUGGAGGAAUUAAUACUGUUAAAAUGACCAUAUUACCCAAAGCAAUUUGCAGAUUCAAUGCACUGUCCUUCAAAAUAUCAAUGACAUUCUUCACAGUGAUAGAAAAAAAAUCCUAAGUUUCAUAUGGAAAAUACCCACCAAAACAAAAGUAAUCUUGGACCUAAAUAACAAAGCUAGAGGUAUCACAAUACCUGAUUUAAAACAUAAUAUAGAGUCAUAGUAACCAAAACAGCGUGGUACUGACAUAAAAACAGGCUCAUAAAGAAAUGGAAAAAAAGAAAUUCCCAAAAUAAACCUAGACAUCUACAGCCAAUUGUUUUCUGUCAAGAGCACCAAAAACAUACAUUAGAGAAAGGGCUACUUCAAUAAAUGGUUCUGGGGAACUGGAUAUCCAAAUGCAGAAGCUUGAAACUUGACCCUACUUCUCACCUUAUACAAAAAUCAGCUCAAAAUGGAUCAGAGACCCACAUACAAAACCUGAAACAAUGAAACUACAGAAGAAACUUCGGGGAAACACUACAAGAUAUCAGUAUAGGCAAUGAUUUUAUCGACAAUGGAAUAAAAUAAAUAGACUAAGUAAAUUAUAUGAAUAUAAGAAGUUUCUUUGCAGCAAAGGAAACAACUAACAGAGUGAAGGGACAAACUACAGAAUGGGAAAAAAUAGUUUGAAACUACUCAUCUGGCAAAUGAUUCAGAAUAUUUAAGGAACUCGAACAAAAAAAUCAAAUUUUGAAUUGGCAAAUGAGCUAAAUAUAUCUCAAAAGAAAUAUGAAUGGUCAACAAAUAUAUGAAAAUGGUCAGUAUCAUUAGUCAUCAGGGAAAUGCAAUCAAAACCAUGAUGAGAUAAUAUCUCACCCUUGAUUGAAUGGCUAUUCUUAAAAAGACAAAUACCAAAUGCUGGUGAGGAUGUGGAAAGGGGGAACUCAUCCACUGUUGGUGGAAAUACAAAAACAGCCAUCAUGGAGAAUAGUAUGGGAGUUCCUCAAAAAACUAAAACCUAUAAUAUAAUCUAGCUAUUUUGGGUCUGUGUAUAUAUAUCCAAAGCAAAUGAAAUCAACAUACCAAAGAGAUACCUGCACACCCAUGUUCAUUGCAGCAUAACUAACAAUAGUGAUACAGAAUCAACCUAGGUACCCAUCAGUGGAUGAAUGGGUAAAGAAAAUGUGGUCUACAUGUAUGAUAGACUGUUAUUCAGUCACAAAGAAAAUUGAAAUCCUGUUAUUUGCAGAAAAGUUGAUGGAACUGGAAGAUAUCAUAUUAGUGAAAUAAACCAGGUACAGAAAAAUAGAUACCACAUAUUGUUUCUCAUAUAUGGAAGUUAAAAAAAUCUAAAAAUAAUGAAUAUGAGAAGUAUGGAAAAGAUAGAGGCAGACUGAUAAAUGGACAGCAAAACAGAAGUAAUAGGUUCUAGAAUUCUAUAGCACAGAACUACAGUUCACAUAAAAACUUACAUAUUUUAUGAAGAACUGGAAGAGAGAAUCCUAAAGGCUCCAAACAUAAAUAAGGAGCUAGAAAUGCUAACUAACAUGAUCUGCUCAGGAAAUAAAUGUAUUCAAAUACCACACUGUACCUGAUAAAUAUGUGAAGUUAUUAUGUGUUAAUAAAAAAAAUGUAUAAAACUUUUGUGGAAUGUAAAAACAGUACAUUAAAAUUAUAGAAUAAGUGGAUUUUUUUCAAGAUGUGCUGGCUGAGGGUGAAGGUGGUUUUUGUCCUUUUAAGGACAAAAAAGUCAUUUUUAAAUGACUUCGGGGCCGGCGCUGUGGUGGAGCGGGUUAAAGCCCUGGCUGAAGCACCAGCAUCCCAUAUGGGCACUGGUUCUAGUCCUGGCUGCUCCUCUUCUGAUCCAGCUCUCUGCUAUGGCCUGGGAGGACAGUGGAGAUGGCCUGGGUCCUUGGGCCCCUGUACCCAGGUGGGAGACCCGGAAGAAGCUCCUGGCUCCUGGCUUCAGAUUGGCGCAGCUCCGGCCGUUGCAGCCAU